GAGAGCGGGGACCGCGCGCGGUGGCCGUGCCCGGAGCGCGCGGGACGGACGGAUCGGGCCGAGCGCGCCGCCUGCACAGCCCUAGGUCUGGGGGAGCGCCUGGGCCCCGAGACCCGCCUUCCCCGGCCGCGCCCCUUCCAGUUCCCCCGAGACGGCGCUUCCUGCACCCGCCGCAACCAUGGCUGAAGAGCAGCCGCAGGUCGAGUUGUUCGUGAAGGCUGGCAGUGAUGGGGCGAAGAUUGGAAACUGCCCCUUCUCUCAGAGACUCUUCAUGGUCCUCUGGCUCAAGGGAGUCACCUUUAAUGUCACCACGGUCGACACCAAGAGGCGGACUGAGACGGUCCAGAAGCUGUGUCCUGGUGGGCAGCUCCCAUUCCUCCUGUACAGCACUGAAGUGCACACGGACACCAACAAGAUUGAGGAGUUUCUGGAGGCGGUGCUGUGCCCACCCAGAUACCCUAAGCUGGCAGCUCUGAAUCCUGAAUCCAACACAGCUGGCCUGGACAUCUUUUCCAAGUUUUCUGCUUACAUCAAGAAUUCAAACCCAGCACUUAAUGACAACCUGGAGAAGGGGCUCCUGAAAGCCCUAAAAGUUCUAGACAACUACUUGACAUGUCCGCUCCCAGAGGAAGUAGAUGAGACCAGUGCUGAGGAUGAAGGCGUCUCUCAGAGGAAGUUUCUGGAUGGCAAUGAACUCACUCUGGCUGACUGCAACCUGUUACCAAAGCUUCACAUAGUGCAGGUGGUGUGUAAGAAGUACCGCGGAUUCUCCAUCCCGGAGGCCUUCCGCGGAGUACAUCGGUACUUGCGCAAUGCUUACGCCCGGGAAGAAUUUGCUUCCACCUGUCCAGAUGACGAGGAAAUUGAGCUGGCCUACGAGGAAGUAGCCAAGGCCCUCAAAUAAGAUCCUCUUGCCUCCCUGAGCCCCCUCAUUUUCUCCACAAAGGCCACGGGGUGGUUUGCACAUGGCUACCCAAUGGACACACUCCAGAAUGGUCAGUGGGCAGAGAAUCCUGGAGCACUUGUGCAGGGCUGGCUGGGGGUGGGAGAGGCCAUGAGGGAAA
Sorex fumeus (smoky shrew) is the source of this 1064-nucleotide messenger RNA. It is a transcript of the gene CLIC1, whose product is annotated as chloride intracellular channel 1. Bases 179 to 904 code for a protein of 241 amino acids. The transcript is spliced from 6 exons. The record is from RefSeq and is a predicted model, not a curated record. Lineage: Eukaryota; Metazoa; Chordata; Mammalia; Eulipotyphla; Soricidae.